Messenger RNA from Acyrthosiphon pisum (pea aphid), 424 nucleotides. Its product is annotated as zinc finger protein 629-like. The annotation marks the transcript as partial. The transcript is spliced from 2 exons. The record is from RefSeq and is a predicted model, not a curated record. NCBI's taxonomy places the organism in Eukaryota, Metazoa, Arthropoda, Insecta, Hemiptera, Aphididae.
AUGGAUAAAAAUCAAAAGGGUGAAAACUGUUGCCAUAUAUGUAACAAAAAUGUUGCUAGAUCCACAACGUUACACAGACAUAUCGACGAUAUACAUAAAAAACCUGGAACUUGUUCAGAGUGCAAUAAAACAUUUCUGGACCUAAAGUCUCUUAACCAGCAUAUUCGAACUGAACACAAUCAAAGGGACAAUUCAUUGAAGGAGUGUUGCAAGCUAUGUGAUGUUAAAUUUAGCAAUAAAAGCAAUUUAAUCAAACAUAUGCGCCAAGUUCAUCCGGCUGAAAAUGAUUAUAAAAGCCUUGCGUCGUUGAAAUGUCCUUUAUGUGAGUCAACAUUUAAUGCUACAUCAAAGCUUCACGAGCACAUUGAAAUAGACCAUGAUGUACACUUGGAGGUUGUGUCUAAGGUCUUUGAAUCUGUUGACG